UAUUAAAAUUCAAAAGGAGUAAGAAGAAGAUUGGCGGCUGUGUUUUUCUCACAAAUUUUUUGCAUUUUUACCUUCAUUUACGACAAAUUUAAGUUAAUUAUUGAAGUGAAAGCACUGCAAGGAACCCAAAUGGACCUCAAUGAGGAGAAUUUUCGUCUUUUGGCGCAAUAUUUGCAGCAAACACUCAGCCCGGAUCCCAAUGUUCGACGCCCAGCUGAGCAAUUUCUCGAGGGUGUUGAGGGCAAUCAAAACUAUCCAAUAUUGUUGCUGCAUCUCAUCGAUAAGGAGGAUUUGGACAUGACAAUCCGAGUGGCGGGUUCUGUGACAUUCAAGAACUACGUGAAGAGGAAUUGGUACUAUGACCCGGAUGAGGGGAAACCAGAUAAGAUUCAUGAGACAGACAGAACGGCCAUAAAGACGCUGAUUGUGACGCUAAUGCUGAAAUCCCCGACGGCGACGCAGAAACAGCUGAGUGACGCCGUGAGCAUCAUUGGGAAGCACGAUUUCCCGGGGAAGUGGCCCCAAUUGAUUGAUGAGAUGGUGGAUAAGUUUGCAACGGGAGAUUUCAAUGUGAUCAAUGGUAUCCUCCAGACGGGACAUUCACUCUUCAAGCGCUACCGGUACGAGUUCAAGAGUCAAACACUCUGGCUGGAAAUUAAGCUGGUGCUGGAUAAAUUGGCAAAACCCCUCACGGAUCUCCUUGUGGCCACGAUGAAUCUCGCCACGCAGCAUGCGAGCAAUCAGCAGGCAUUGCGGGUCAUCUACGGGUCCCUCGUGCUCGUCUGUAAGGUCUUCUACUCCCUCAACUACCAAGAUCUUCCGGAAUUCUUCGAGGAGAACAUGGAAACGUGGAUGCCGAGCUUCCACACAAUGCUCACGACGGAUGUUCCCCUCCUGCGUACGGGUGAUGAUGAAGAUGCCGGCGUAAUGGAACAGCUACGAUCGCAAAUCUGUGAGAAUCUCUGCCUCUAUGCGCAGAAGUACGAUGAAGAGUUCAGCCCGUACAUGCCGCAAUUUGUGACAGCUGUGUGGGAAUUGCUGGUCAAUACGGGCAUUCAGACAAAGUACGAUACCCUCGUGUCGCACGCCCUCACCUUCCUCGGCACUGUGGCCGAUCGUACGCACUACCGGCACCUCUUUGAGGAUCCCAACGUCCUGGCGAGUAUCUGUGAGAAGGUCAUCAUUCCCAACAUGGACUUCCGUGCGUCCGACGAGGAGCUCUUCGAGGAUAAUCCCGAGGAGUACAUUCGCCGGGAUAUUGAGGGCUCAGACAUCGAUACACGUCGUCGGGCAGCGUGUGAUCUCGUGAAGAUUCUCUCGCAGAAGUUUGAGGGGAAAAUCUUUGAGAUCUUCAGUCAAUACCUCCAAGUUCUCCUGGGGCGUCAUGCGGAGAAUCCCCAUGCAAAUUGGCGUGCCAAGGACACCGCAAUCUUCCUCGUCACAUCGCUGGCAUCAAGGGGAAGUACUCAGCGGCAUGGGGUCACGCAGACGUCGGAACUGGUGCCAUUGCCACAGUUCUGUCAGCAGCAAAUUGUCCCAGAACUCGAGAGGACAAACAUCAAUGAGCUGCCUGUGCUAAAGGCGGAUGCCCUGAAGUUCCUCAUUAGCUUCCGGAGUUGUCUUGAAACAUCAAGCGUCGUGGGGUGCCUUCCCCUCAUUAUAAGGCAUUUGCAGGCUCAAAGCGUCGUGGUGCACAGUUAUGCGGCAUGUGCCAUUGAGAAAAUCCUCAUGAUCCGCAUUCCUGGUCAGAAGGCUCCUGUUACAUCGGCUGUACUCACCCCAUUGGCAGGGGAUCUCUACGGGGGGUUGUUUGGAUGCCUCCAGCUGGCGGGUUCAGCGGAGAAUGAGUACGUAAUGAAGGCAAUAAUGCGAAGUACAUCAGUCCUUCAGGAGGGAAGUCUCCCAUUUAUGGGUUCCAUCGUCCUGCCGCGUCUUACGGAAAUUCUCACGCUGGUGGCAAAGAAUCCGUCAAAGCCGCAUUUCAAUCACUACCUCUUUGAGACACUCUCACUGUCCAUAAAGACCGUGUGCAAGGCUCAACCGACUGCUGUGGAGUCCUUCGAGGACGCUCUCUUCCCGAUCUUUCAGGCAAUCCUGCAGCAGGAUGUCCUUGAAUUCAUCCCCUACGUGUUUCAACUGCUCUCAUUACUGCUGGAGAUGCGUGAAGGUGUCGCAACAAUCCCUGAGCCCUACAUGGCACUCUUUCCAUUCCUCCUGUCGCCACUUCUUUGGGAUCGUCCGGGGAAUGUUACGCCACUCAUACGACUCAUCUGUGGCUACAUACGUCAGGGAUCAGCGCAAAUUGUGGCCUUUGGGAAGCUCAAUGCCGUACUUGGGGUGUUCCAGAAGAUGAUUGCCUCAAAGACGAAUGAUCAUGAAGGCUUCAACCUCCUGCAGACACUCCUAAUGCACUAUCCCAUGCAGGAGCUACAGCAGAGUCUUCGACAGAUCUUUGUGCUCCUCUUUCAACGCUUGAGCUUGUCCAAGACGACUAAAUACACGCGCGGAUUGAUUGUCUUCUUCAGCUUCUACGCCGGGAAGGUGGGAAGUGCAAAUCUCGUCCAGAUGAUUGAUGAGAUUCAAGGACAAAUGUUCGGCAUGGUACUCGAUCGUGUCUUCAUCCCCGAUCUCAAUCGCAUUGCGUCGGAUGUGGAGAAGAAAAUUGUAGCUGUUGGCGUCACGAAGAUCCUGUGUGAGUGCCCGAGUAUGCUUGUGGAGCCCUAUUUGCCGUUCUGGCCACGACUCAUGGAGGCUCUCCUUCAGAUCUUCGAAGCACAGCCCGAUGCAACGGAGGGUGAGGAUGAUUUUGUCGAUGUGGAAGAUACUCCGGGGUACCAGGUGGCCUAUUCACAGCUCAACUAUGCGCAGGCAAAGGCAAAUGAUCCAUAUCCGGAAGUGACCGAUGGGAGGGCAUUUCUCGUGCAGAAUCUUGCCAAAAUGGCAGCCACACAGCCCGGACAGUUGCCGCAACUCAUCAGCAAACUUUCAGCCCUCCCACAGCAAAUCCUCAGCAAGUACUGCUCUCAAGCUGGCGUACAGAUUGCCUAAUGAAGGCCCAUCUGCUUUUUUUUGUUAACAGCUGAGACUCCCCUAAGAAGAAAAAAAAAUGGGGCCACUGACAUCCAGUUUUAUUCUUUUUUUCACAACAUGAUGUAGGUUCAUUAAUUGUAAUAAAUAAAUGAUUUUUGAAACCUAA
Molecule: messenger RNA, 3196 nt
Organism: Lutzomyia longipalpis
Lineage: Eukaryota; Metazoa; Arthropoda; Insecta; Diptera; Psychodidae
Gene: Cse1
Product: exportin-2
Exons: 3
Coding region: 130-3048 (972 amino acids)
Biological process (GO): protein import into nucleus; protein export from nucleus
Cellular component (GO): nuclear envelope; cytosol
Molecular function (GO): small GTPase binding; nuclear export signal receptor activity
Source: RefSeq, a predicted model, not a curated record